Ostreobium quekettii is the source of this 864-nucleotide messenger RNA. NCBI's taxonomy places the organism in Eukaryota, Viridiplantae, Chlorophyta, Ulvophyceae, Bryopsidales, Ostreobiaceae. The record is from the annotation of a GenBank genome assembly.
AUGGCGAGGGCUGUGAGGGAGCGCCUUGAACCGGCGGCCGCCAAGGGGCGGGCCGGAACGGCGCCCGGGUCCAAAGUGCCCACGCCGAAAUUCGGCGAAUUGGAGCCGCUGCAGACAAUCGGUACCGGCAGCUUCUCUAGGGUGCGGCUCGUGCGCAACAACAACAAUGGAAAGUACUGCGCUCUGAAGUCGCUCAAGAAGGCGCAUCUGAUGAAGCUGAAACAAGUGGAGCACGUGAUCAGCGAGAAGAAGAUACUGGGGGAGGUGCAUCACCCAUUCAUCGCCAACUUGAUAUCCACCUACCAGGACGCACAAUGCGUGUACAUGCUCCUUGAAUACGUCCCCGGCGGCGAGCUGUUCUACCACUUGAAGAAGGCCGGGCGAUUCGGCGUAUCUACGGUGCGAUUUUACGUGGCGGGUAUCGCGGUCGUGCUGGAGCACCUGCACGCGCAGAACAUUGUGUACAGGGACCUCAAGCCGGAGAACAUCAUGAUUGACACGAAUGGGUACCUCAAGGUAACGGACUUCGGAUUCGCCAAGAAGGUGUACGACAGGACAUGGACGCUGUGCGGCACGCCAGAGUAUCUGGCUCCCGAGGUGAUCCAGAGCAGGGGGCAUGGCCGGGGCGUGGAUUGGUGGGGUCUGGGAGUAAUGAUGUUCGAGUUGCUGGCGGGCUACCCACCAUUUCACCACGAGAACCCAUUCGUGAUCUACCAGAGGAUUCUGGAAGGGCGGGUGGACUUCCCGAAGCACUUCGAUCCCUGGGCCAAGGCAAGGCCCGCUUGGCACGGCGCCCAUCUUUUUUGUCGCGUGAUUGAUCUUCCAUUUUGUGAAAACGGCACUGAGCUCAGUACUUUGCUGUAG